Messenger RNA from Haliotis rufescens (red abalone), 903 nucleotides. RefSeq names its product chromosome alignment-maintaining phosphoprotein 1-like. Lineage: Eukaryota; Metazoa; Mollusca; Gastropoda; Lepetellida; Haliotidae. Bases 1 to 903 code for a protein of 300 amino acids. The transcript has a single exon. The record is from RefSeq and is a predicted model, not a curated record.
AUGCCGCUCCCCUGUCCUGAUGCCGCUCCCCUGUCCUGGUGUCACUCCCCUGCCCUGAUGCCGCUCCCCUGUCCUGGUGUCACUCCCCUGUCCUGGUGUCACUUCCCUACCAGUCCCCUAUCCUGGUGUCACUCCCCUGUCCUGGUGUCAUUCCCCUGCCCUGAUGCCGCUCCCCUGUCCUGGUGUCACUCCCCUACCACUCCCCUGUCCUGGUGUCACUUCCCUGUCACUCCCCUGCCCUGGUGUCACUCCCCUGCCCUGGUGUCUCUCCCCUGCCCUGGUGUCACUCCCCUGCCCUGGUGUCUCUCCCCUGCCCUCGUGUCACUCCCCUGCCCUGGUGUCACUCCCCUGCCCUCGUGUCACUCCCCUGCCCUGGUGUCUCUCCCCUGCCCUGGUGUCACUCCCCUGCCCUGGUGUCUCUCCCCUGCCCUGGUGUCACUCCCCUGCCCUGAUGCCGCUCCCCUGCCCUGGUGUCACUCCCCUGCCCUGAUGCCGCUCCCCUGUCCUGAUGCCGCUCCCCUGUCCUGGUGUCACUCCCCUGCCCUGAUGCCGCUCCCCUGUCCUGGUGUCACUCCCCUGUCCUGGUGUCACUUCCCUACCAGUCCCCUAUCCUGGUGUCACUCCCCUGUCCUGGUGUCAUUCCCCUGCCCUGAUGCCGCUCCCCUGUCCUGGUGUCACUCCCCUACCACUCCCCUGUCCUGGUGUCACUUCCCUGUCACUCCCCUGCCCUGGUGUCACUCCCCUGCCCUGGUGUCUCUCCCCUGCCCUCGUGUCACUCCCCUGCCCUGGUGUCACUCCCCUGCCCUCGUGUCACUCCCCUGCCCUGGUGUCUCUCCCCUGCCCUGGUGUCACUCCCCUGCCCUGGUGUCUCUCCCCUGCCCUGGUGUCACUCCCCUGCCCUGA